This is a messenger RNA of Dromaius novaehollandiae (emu), 730 nucleotides long. RefSeq names its product elongin B (gene ELOB). The transcript is spliced from 4 exons. Bases 36 to 638 code for a protein of 200 amino acids. The record is from RefSeq and is a predicted model, not a curated record. NCBI's taxonomy places the organism in Eukaryota, Metazoa, Chordata, Aves, Casuariiformes, Dromaiidae. Gene Ontology annotation, biological process: transcription elongation by RNA polymerase II. Gene Ontology annotation, cellular component: elongin complex; VCB complex. Gene Ontology annotation, molecular function: protein binding.
AAGAGGGCGGGAAGGGGCGGCGCGACCUCCCCAACAUGGCGGCGGGAAAAGGCGGGAAGCAGCAGCGCGACCUCCCCAACAUGGCGGCGGGGGCGGGAAGGGGCCGGCGGCCGUUGCGGCGCGCGCGGGGAGGGGCGGGGCCUGCGCGUGCGCGUGGGGCGGGCGCGCAGCGCGCAGGCGCCGGCCCCGCCCCUUCCUGCCUGGGCCGCCGCGGCGCUGCCUGGGAUCGUGGCGGACUCGGCGGCGGUGUCGGAGCGCGGCGGCGACCGGCGGCGGCGAUGGACGUCUUCCUCAUGAUCCGGCGUCACAAGACGACCAUCUUCACCGACGCCAAGGAGUCCAGCACCGUCUACGAGCUCAAGCGCAUCGUCGAGGGCAUCCUCAAGCGGCCCCCCGAGGAGCAGCGCCUCUACAAGGACGACCAGCUGCUGGACGACGCCAAGACGUUGGGCGACUGCGGCUUCACCAGCCAGACGGCCCGGCCCCAAGCGCCCGCCACCGUGGGGCUGGCCCUGCGCGCCGCCGACGAGGCCUUCGAGGCGCUGCGCAUCGACGCCUUCUCCAGCCCCCCGGAGCUGCCCGACGUCAUGAAGCCGCAGGACUCGAGCGGCGGCGCCAACGAGCAGGCGGUGCAGUGAGCGCACGCGUGUUCACGCGUGUUCACGCGUGUUCCCCCCCCCGCACACGCGUGUGUGGCCCCCCCCCGCGCCAAUAAACGCCUCCCCCUACA